UCGCCGAAUCCUCGAAGCUAUAUUCAUCGCGAUCCGUUGAAUCCCUUUGAAGAGAGGAAAGUAAGAAAGAGAGUUGUUUUAGUCGUAACCUUCUCGAAGAGCGAAAGCAGUGAGAGAGAGAGAGAGAAUCAUCGAAUCGAGAAGAUGGUGUCUGGUUCAGGAAUAUGCUCGAAGCGUGUCGUCGUCGACGCGAGGCACCACAUGUGUGGCCGUCUCGCUUCGGUCAUCGCCAAGGAAUUGCUCAACGGGCAGAAAGUUGUCGUCGUACGAUGCGAGGAGAUUUGUCUCUCAGGUGGACUCGUUCGUCAGAAGAUGAAGUACAUGAGGUUUCUCAGGAAACGCAUGAACACGAAGCCUUCUCACGGUCCCAUUCACUUCAGGGCUCCGUCUAAGAUCUUCUGGCGUACCGUUCGUGGUAUGAUUCCCCACAAGACCAAGCGUGGUGCUGCUGCUCUUGCCCGCUUGAAGGUCUUUGAAGGAGUUCCACCUCCUUACGACAAGGUCAAGAGAAUGGUCAUUCCUGAUGCCCUCAAGGUUUUGAGGCUCCAGGCUGGUCACAAGUACUGCUUGUUGGGCCGUCUGUCAUCUGAGGUUGGAUGGAACCAUUACGAUACCAUUAAGGAGCUUGAGGUUAAAAGAAAGGAGAGGUCACAGGCUGUGUACGAGCGUAAGAAGCAACUCAACAAGCUCAGGGCUAAGGCCGAGGAGGCUGCAGAGAAGACACUUGGAUCCCAGCUCGAUGUUCUUGCACCGAUCAAGUACUGAAAAUCGGCAUCUAUCUUUCGGUUUAAUCCUUGUUUUGAAGCUCGUCGUGAUUCUACCUUUGAAUUCGGGUUUUGAUUUUGGUAGCAUUGUAGACGUAAAGAUUGGAAAAAGUAAACAUUUUGGUUUUGCUAUUUUGUUCAAGACAAUCUUUUAUGGUUAAUGUUUUGAUCUAUUCAGCUUUUUCUUUAUUCACUGUUGAAAACCACUCUCAUUGUCUAAGCUGUUGAUUUCAGUAGAAACAAGAAAAGAUAGAAAACCAAAACGGUGAUUUUAAUAAUUUUCUGUGGUCAACAAAUU
Molecule: messenger RNA, 1062 nt
Organism: Thlaspi arvense
Lineage: Eukaryota; Viridiplantae; Streptophyta; Magnoliopsida; Brassicales; Brassicaceae
Source: the annotation of a GenBank genome assembly